Molecule: messenger RNA, 1470 nt
Organism: Corythoichthys intestinalis (scribbled pipefish)
Lineage: Eukaryota; Metazoa; Chordata; Actinopteri; Syngnathiformes; Syngnathidae
Exons: 2
Coding region: 37-819 (260 amino acids)
Biological process (GO): DNA integration
Molecular function (GO): nucleic acid binding
Source: RefSeq, a predicted model, not a curated record
GAUCUCCUGAACACACUCGACGUCGACUCGUUCCUGAUGGCCCUCAGAAGGUUUAUCGCACGUCGUGGAACGCCAGCAGAGUUGUAUUCCGACCAGGGAACCAACUUCCGUGGCGGAGAAAGAGAGCUUAGAGAAUCGUUCGCUGCCAUGUCUCCAGACCUUCAAGAGCAGCUAGCCAAGCAGAAGAUCAGCUUCCACUUCAACCCUCCUGCAGCGCCACACUUCGGGGGAGUGUGGGAAAGGGAAAUUCGGUCGGUGAAAGCUGCCCUCUAUCCCACAGUGGGAGCCCAACCAGUCCCAGAGGAAGUGCUACGAACCGUGCUUCUCGAAGUGGAAGGGAUCCUCAAUUCAAAGCCACUGGGGUACGUCUCAUCCAGUCUCCACGAUCCCGACCCAGUGACUCCAAACGUCCUGUUGAUGGGGCGGCUGGAUGGCUCCUUACCUCAGACUGUGUAUCCAGAGACUGCCCUCUUGAGCCGCCGUCGUUGGAAGCACUCACAAAUCCUGGCGAACCACUUCUGGUCCAGCUUCCUGAGGAACUACCUCCCCAGCCUGCAAACUCGUCAGAAGUGGCAGUCAACGCGAGCCAACAUCACCGAUGGAGCUGUCGUGCUGCUGGUGGACCCGCAGUCACCUCGAGCGACAUGGCCAGUGGGACUCGUCAUCAGUGUCAACCCAAGCGCCGAUGGACAGGUACGCUCUGCUGUCGUGAGGGUCGGCGACAAGGAGUACACCCGACCAGUGGCCAGGUUAGUCACACUUCCAGCUGUCUCAGCUGACAACGAGGAGGACAAUGCAGCCGACAAGAAUCCAGCGUAAGACUGUAAAGACCUGGUCACCUUUCUUAAGAGCGAAUGUACUUCAUACAUUCGGGGGCGGCUGUUAGAAAGGUUCCUGUUUAUUAGUUCGUUCCCAUGGUAACCGUCGCUUCCUGUUUUUGUACUACGUCACGCGCGCGGUGCAUUGUGGGAUUGAGAGUAGCGUAGUGGCGCGAGUAGCACCAGGUGCACAUUCGGAAGAGUGCAGCCACCAGUUAAGACGAGUGCAGCCGCCUGUAAAGACGUGUGUGAGGGAAAGGCAUUCCGUGUGCGUCAUUGAAUGAACAACCACACACAACCUAUAUAUAUAUAUGCCUAGUCAAGUUCCCUCCCCGCACACAUAUUGGAUCCACAACACACCCAAGCUCCACACAUACACACAUACAAGCUCCUCGCACGCAGCUAAUUUAACACACUCACACUCAGCUAGUCCUUCCUCCUCAAACAAGUGCCAUUUAUGUAAAUAGUUCUGCCUGUUGCCACCCUGCUGCCUGUAUAUAGUUGCCAAUCUGUUGUCAAGUUGGAUUAAAGGUGAAAAGACCAACUCCGCUCUCCUUCUCCUGUGUUCUGACCGACACCCCGGGGCGAACGGACCAUAACCCAAAUUGAACCAGAAACCUAUACAGUCCACAAUCUGCCUCUCCAACAGGGU